Messenger RNA from Rotaria sordida, 1659 nucleotides. Lineage: Eukaryota; Metazoa; Rotifera; Eurotatoria; Philodinida; Philodinidae. The record is from the annotation of a GenBank genome assembly.
AUGUUAAGAGAAGCAUUCGUUACUUCGAAAACCAACGAUGGAAAUACAUUUAAUGAUAUUGCACGAAGUAAUGGUGAAGAUUUUUGGAAGAUAUUACAAGGACCUAUUUAUUCACGAUUGUAUAAUAUUGAUAAUACUGAACUCAAUAUAUCAAAAACUGAUUAUGGUUACAUAUAUAAUGAAAAUAAAAUUCUUGGAGUUGCACGAUUAAGACAAGUUCGAAUUAAACCAAAUUCUUGUAAACUUCAUAAAGAAUUUGCUAAACGAAAUUUUACUCAAAAAUGUUAUGCAGAAUAUACAAUUGAUAAAGAAGAUCAAGAUUCAUUUGGUAAUAAUUCAUUAAAUAUCUUUACAUCUGAUGCUUGGAAUUAUACAUCUGUUAAUCAGACUAAAACAAGUGUAUAUACAGGUGUUGUAUCUGAAUAUGGUGGUGGUGGUUAUGUACAAUUGUUUACUCGAAAUGCUAAUACAACAAUGGAAAUUCUUCGAGAAUUAGAAAGAAAUUCAUGGAUUAAUCGAGGUACACGAGCAAUAUUUUUUGAUGUUAUUGUUUAUAAUCCAAAUAUUAAUUUAUUUUGUCAUAUACGUCUUCUAGCGGAAUAUCCAUCAUCAGGUGGUGCUAUUACUUCAACAUCUAUCCGAGCAGUGAAAUUAAUUCGAAUUUUCGAUAAAAAAUAUUUAUUUCUAUUUAAUCUAUGGAAUUUAAUAAAUCUUAUCACAAUUAUUCUUUCAUUUAUAUGUAUUCUAUAUGAAAUAUUAAAUCAUUUUUCAACAACAAAACAUCUUAGUGAAUUAUUAAAAAUUGAAAAUAAUUAUCCAAAUUUUGAUGAAUUAUUUAAUUUAAAAAUCAAUUCAGAUUUUUAUUUAGGUUUAACACUUGCAAUAACAUGGGUAAAAAUUUUUAAAUAUUUAAAUAUAAAUAAAACAAUGCUUUUACUUAAUAAAACAAUUUCAUCUUGUUUAAAUGAAAUAUUUGCAUUUACAUCAAUUUUUUUAAUUAUUUUUCUUGCUUAUACUCAACUUGGUUGGAUUUUAUUUGGUAGAUAUUUAACUGAAUGGAGAUCAUUUCGUACAUCAAUUUUUGCUUUAUUUCGAAUGAUACUUGGUGAUUUUAAUCUUUAUGCAAUGAGAAAUGUUGGUCAAAUAAUUGGACCAUUAUUUUUAUUUUCAUAUAUUUAUUUUGUUUAUUUUGUUUUAUUAAAUAUGUUUUUAGCUAUUAUAAAUGAAACAUAUUCAAGAAUUGAAUCUGAUACAACAUUAAAAACAUAUAAAAUAAAAAAAUUUUCAAUGAAUUUUUAUCAAUUAAUACCGAGAAAAAAAUCAAUUGAUUAUGAAACAAAUUUAAAAACUCGUGGUUAUACGGAUGAUGAUAUUAAAAAAAUCAUUAAUAAAUAUGAUAAAAAUAAAGAUGGAAAUUUAGAUGAAGAAGAACAAAAGAUAAUGAAACAUGAUUUAGAAACAGGACAAUUAAAACUUAAUCAAAAUUACGAACAACAAUCAACGAGGUUACUAUUAGAUGAUGAUGAUGAUGAUGAAUUAAUAAAAUUAGAUAUGUCAUCAAUAGUAGCUUCAAAUUUUUGUGAAAAUAAUUUAAUUGAAUUACGUUUAGAUCAAGAUAUGGAAUAUGACAAUGAUAUAGCCAAUGAAAUUAAAAAUUAA